Molecule: messenger RNA, 915 nt
Organism: Miscanthus lutarioriparius
Lineage: Eukaryota; Viridiplantae; Streptophyta; Magnoliopsida; Poales; Poaceae
Source: the annotation of a GenBank genome assembly
AUGAAUUACAUCAUCGGUGCCUUCAAGCCGCCCUGCGACAUCUUCGUCACCUUCUCCGAUGAGAGGACCCGGAAGCAGAUGCAGAUCAAGAAGGACAAUGGGAAGACUGUCAUGGUGCCGGCAUUCCAGAGCCUUGAGACCAUAGCCGGAGAGGUGUCGAUUGCUCCGGUCCCAGGUAAAAGGCUUGAGCACACGGGUGUGAAGAUUGAGCUGCUGGGUCAGAUAGAGCUAUAUUUUGACAGAGGCAACUUCUACGAUUUCACUUCAUUAGUGCGUGAAUUAGAUGUUCCUGGUGAAAUAUAUGAAAGGAAGACUUAUCCAUUUGAGUUUGCUACUGUUGAAAUGCCAUACGAGUCAUAUAAUGGGACAAAUGUUAGAUUGAGGUACAUCCUGAAAGUAACAAUUGGUAGAAAUUAUGUUGGCAGCAUUGUGGAAUCGCGGGACUUCUGUGUAAGAAACUACUCUCCAGUUCCCACAAUCAACAACAGCAUCAAGAUGGAAGUUGGCAUUGAAGAUUGCUUGCAUAUUGAAUUUGAGUACAGCAAAAGCAAGUAUCAUCUCAAAGAUGUCAUCAUAGGAAAGAUAUAUUUUCUUCUGGUCAGAAUUAAGAUAAAGAACAUGGAGCUUGAGAUUCGUCGCCGUGAAUCUACAGGGUCUGGUCCCAACACAUACGUUGAGACUGAGACACUAGCAAAAUUUGAGCUGAUGGAUGGCGCCCCAGUUAGAGGAGAAUCGAUUCCAGUGAGACUAUUCUUGACUCCAUAUGAGCUUACCCCAACUUACCGAAACAUAAACAACAAGUUCAGUGUCAAGUACUACCUGAAUCUGGUCCUUGUCGAUGAGGAAGACCGGAGGUAUUUCAAGCAACAAGAAAUCACGAUGUAUCGCCUUCUGGAAACUCCACAAUCUUCAUAG